AUGCGGGGUCAGGGGCGUCGGAAAGGUCACCGCGGCAGCCCGGCGCGCCCCAGCGGGGCUGUUCCGAGGGUACUGCGAGGUUGCUCUACGUGCGGGAUUCCGCGGGCGGGCAGCCUGCUCUGGAGAGGAAAGGAAGGCGCAUCCGCCUCGGAGCCCAGCUCUGCUGCGCGUCGCUCGCUCCCUGCGCAACCUGCAGCCCCGGGAGGCGGGGCGCGUCCUGGCUCCCGCGGGGUCACACGGAGCAGCGGGCGCUGUAAUCCAGGGAGGCCUUGGGGACACAACCUUAGGGAAGUCAGCUACCCGUGUGUGUCCGCUGGCCCACUGGGACACUGGGAGCGAAAUGAGGUGGUUAUGAGCCAGGUAUUUUCCAAAAUACGCACCAGGCACCAGACCGAGGAAGCCGGAGCCCCGGAGAGCACGCAGGGGCGGGUGGGAGAGGAAGGCGGGCGAGGCUGCUCAGCGGGUGCCGGGAGACCGCAGCCGCGGGGGACUCGCAGAAGAGCCAAGACCAGCCACCCAGCCCGGGAAGGGAGGGGAGGACCGCGAGAGGGUGCCCCAUUUCAGCCUGGGGAGACGCGUGUGCUGGCCGCCAGUCUCUCUUCCCGGCAGAGGGCCCCAGUGCUGACCCCAGCCCCUUUUCCACGCUCGAUGCUUCUUACAAAGUGGCCGGGCGAAGAGUGUCGCUCCCCGAGAGGCCAGGCCCUUCCUAAACACUAAAGUGCCAGGAAGAUGAAACUGAAUGUCCUGGAUGCCCGCUUUGCUUAAUUACUAAUUACGUUCGUUCACUCGAAGCCACUGCAGAAGUUGCCCACAGCCACCUGCAGGGCCUCUUUAGUGCAGAGAAAAACAUGCCUAAGGCUUUUCUCCAUUUGAAUUUGUUUUAAGUCAUCUGCAUGGGCUGACGUGAAAUAGUAAGUGAACUAAACAAGUUGCAGAACGGAGUGUGUAAAGUAAUGCCUUCUUUGGGAGAAAAGGUUUCUUUCUCUACGGCUCCACUAAUGUCUGCAAGUAUAAAUACUGAUCAGCUCGAUGGAGUGGGAAUGAAGAUGGGGAACUUACACUUUUGAUUUCAUUCACGUCUACAUUGUUUAAUCACUUUAACACUUUAAAAAAUAAAUAUGUUCACUUAGUAUCUUUAA
This is a messenger RNA of Pan troglodytes (chimpanzee), 1139 nucleotides long. RefSeq lists its product as uncharacterized. NCBI's taxonomy places the organism in Eukaryota, Metazoa, Chordata, Mammalia, Primates, Hominidae. The transcript has a single exon. Bases 1 to 717 code for a protein of 238 amino acids. The record is from RefSeq and is a predicted model, not a curated record.